Molecule: messenger RNA, 3397 nt
Organism: Musca domestica (house fly)
Lineage: Eukaryota; Metazoa; Arthropoda; Insecta; Diptera; Muscidae
Exons: 2
Coding region: 313-3321 (1002 amino acids)
Biological process (GO): negative regulation of protein sumoylation
Molecular function (GO): calcium ion binding
Source: RefSeq, a predicted model, not a curated record
ACACCGAGCAAAAGACAUACGCUUAUCAAGGUUAACUGGCACCACAGUUCAAAGCUGGUAAUGGAUAAUCAAUUAAUACAGUUAAGAUACAAGAGACCACUUGAGAUAUGUAGCAAUUCGUUGACUGCAGGGUUAAACACUGAUGAUUAGAUACAAUUCAGCAAGUUGGGUCAUAUUUGUUGCUCUAUAUAAAGAGUGUUCGGAAAGAGCAAACCUCAUUCUAGCCAUCUCCUCUGGCGAGAACACACAUUCACAUACAGUGUCUCUUCCAAAAUAUCUAUUCGAAUAGAAUACCUGGUUGCAAACAUUAAAAUGAGAAUUUUCGUGGUAGCAUUUUCGCUAUUGGCUCUUGCAGCCUCAGCUGCCAUCGAUAGUCCAGCUAAUGAAUACCUGCCACCAAUGGAAGACACUGUUGCGUUGGAGUCAUCAACUCCGGUAGAUUCAGCUGCUCUUACAGACAAUGGGUAUUUGUAUAAAACAGUGAAGCGUUUAAAAUACCGCCAGCGUCGCGAUGUUUCCGAUGUUGCCAACGAAUACUUGCCCCCAGCUGAAGAAAUCGCCACCGAGGCCGUUCCUGAAGUCAAGACUGCUGAGGAAUCUGAUGACUCCGCUGUUUUAGGUGAAAAUGGUUAUGAAUACAAAACCGUUCGUCGUCUUAAGUAUCGUCAUCGUCGCGAUGUUUCAGAAAUAGCCAAUGAGUACUUGCCCCCAGCUGAAGAAGUCGCCACCGAGGCCGUCCCUGAAGUCAAGACUGCUGAAGAAUCUGAUGACUCCGCCGUUUUGGGUGAUAAUGGCUACGAAUACAAAACCGUUCGUCGUCUUAAGUACCGUCAUCGUCGCGAUGUUUCCGAAAUUGCCAACGAAUACUUGCCCCCAGCUGAAGAAAUCGCCACCGAGGCCGUUCCUGAAGUCAAGACUGCUGAGGAAUCUGAUGACUCCGCUGUUUUAGGUGAAAAUGGUUAUGAAUACAAAACCGUUCGUCGUCUUAAGUAUCGUCAUCGUCGCGAUGUUUCAGAAAUAGCCAAUGAGUACUUGCCCCCAGCUGAAGAAGUCGCCACCGAAGCCGUUCCCGAAGUCAAAGCUGCUGAAGAUUCUGAUGACUCCGCUGUUUUGGGUGAAAAUGGUUAUGAAUACAAAACCGUUCGUCGUCUCAAGUACCGUCAUCGUCGAGAUGUUUCCGAAAUUGCCAACGAAUACUUGCCCCCAGCUGAAGAAGUCGCCACCGAAGCCGUCCCUGAAGUCAAGACUGCUGAGGAAUCUGAUGACUCCGCUGUUUUAGGUGAAAAUGGUUAUGAAUACAAAACCGUUCGUCGCCUGAAGUACCGUCAUCGUCGCGAUGUUUCCGAAAUUGCCAACGAAUACUUGCCCCCAGCUGAAGAAAUCGCCACCGAAGCCGUUCCCGAAGUCAAGACUGCUGAAGAAUCUGAUGACUCCGCUGUUUUGGGUGAACAUGGCUAUGAAUAUAAAACCGUUCGUCGUCUGAAGUACCGUCAUCGUCGCGAUGUUUCCGAAAUUGCCAACGAAUACUUGCCCCCAGCUGAAGAAGUCGCCACCGUAGCCGUUCCCGAAGUCAAGACUGCUGAAGAUUCUGAUGACUCCGCUGUUUUGGGUGAAAAUGGUUAUGAAUACAAAACCGUUCGUCGUCUCAAGUACCGUCAUCGUCGCGACGUUUCCGAAAUUGCCAACGAAUACUUGCCCCCAGCUGAAGAAAUCGCCACCGAAGCCGUUCCUGAAGUCAAGACUGCUGAGGAAUCUGAUGACUCCGCUGUUUUAGGUGAAAAUGGUUAUGAAUACAAAACCGUUCGUCGUCUUAAGUAUCGUCAUCGUCGCGAUGUUUCAGAAAUAGCCAAUGAGUACUUGCCCCCAGCUGAAGAAGCCGCCACCGAGGCCCUUCCUGAAGUGAAGACUGCUGAAGAAUUUGAUGACUCCGCUGUUUUGGGUGAAAAUGGCUAUGAAUAUAAAACCGUUCGUCGUCUGAAGUACCGUCAUCGUCGCGAUGUUUCCGAAAUUGCCAACGAAUACUUGCCCCCAGCUGAAGAAAUCGCCACCGAAGCCGUUCCCGAAGUCAAGACUGCUGAAGAAUCUGAUGACUCCGCUGUUUUGGGUGAACAUGGCUAUGAAUAUAAAACCGUUCGUCGUCUGAAGUACCGUCAUCGUCGCGAUGUUUCCGAAAUUGCCAACGAAUACUUGCCCCCAGCUGAAGAAGUCGCCACCGUAGCCGUUCCCGAAGUCAAGACUGCUGAAGAUUCUGAUGACUCCGCUGUUUUGGGUGAAAAUGGUUAUGAAUACAAAACCGUUCGUCGUCUCAAGUACCGUCAUCGUCGCGACGUUUCCGAAAUUGCCAACGAAUACUUGCCCCCAGCUGAAGAAGUCGCCACCGAAGCCGUCCCUGAAGUCAAGACUGCUGAGGAAUCUGAUGACUCCGCUGUUUUAGGUGAAAAUGGUUAUGAAUACAAAACCGUUCGUCGUCUGAAGUACCGUCAUCGCCGCGAUGUUUCCGAAAUUGCCAACGAAUACUUGCCCCCAGCUGAAGAAGUCGCCACCGAAGCCGUUCCCGAAGUCAAGACUGCUGAAGAAUCUGAUGACUCCGCUGUUUUGGGUGAACAUGGCUAUGAAUAUAAAACCGUUCGUCGUCUGAAGUACCGUCAUCGUCGCGAUGUUUCCGAAAUUGCCAACGAAUACUUGCCCCCAGCUGAAGAAGUCGCCACCGAAGCCGUUCCUGAAGUCAAGACUGCUGAGGAAUCUGAUGACUCGGCUGUUUUAGGUGAAAAUGGUUAUGAAUACAAAGCCGUUCGUCGUCUUAAGUAUCGUCAUCGUCGCGAUGUUUCAGAAAUAGCCAAUGAGUACUUGCCCCCAGCUGAAGAAGCCGCCACCGAGGCCCUUCCUGAAGUGAAGACUGCUGAAGAAUCUGAUGACUUCGCUGUUUUGGGUGAAAAUGGCUAUGAAUAUAAAACCGUUCGUCGUCUGAAGUACCGUCAUCGUCGCGAUGUUUCCGAAAUUGCCAACGAAUACUUGCCCCCAGCUGAAGAAGUCGCCACCGAAGCCGUUCCUGAAGUCAAGACUGCUGAGGAAUCUGAUGACUCCGCUGUUUUAGGUGAAAAUGGUUAUGAAUACAAAACCGUUCGUCGUCUUAAGUAUCGUCAUCGUCGCGAUGUUUCAGAAAUAGCCAAUGAGUACUUGCCCCCAGCUGAAGAAGUCACCACCGAAGUCGUUCCUGAAGUCAAGACUGCUGAGGAAUCUGAUGACUCCGCUGUUUUAGGUGAAAAUGGCUACGAAUACAAAACUGUCCGCCGUCUCAAGUACCGUCUUCGUCGUGUUUAGUGAUACUCGUUACUAUGUUAUAUAGUCUCGCAUUUUAGUUUGGACUUCGUCUUUGAUAAUAUAAUAAAUAUACCUU